AUGACUGCGCCUCUGCGCGCCGCGCCUACCGACAGUAUCUUUGAGCAACGCGACCCUGUGGAGCGCUCGCACACGCUCGAUCCUGAUGGGGAUGUGGUGCUUGUCCUAGAAAAUGCGAAUCCAGCUUUUGCCCUGUGGGAACAAUGCACCACUGCCGGGCUUCAGGAAGUUAACCUUGCGGCCGACUCGCCCGUUGCAGAUAACGGCUCGGUGCACCCGCAAACACCAGAAGCCGAGACUCACCCUCCGAUGUCAUCCUACGAUGAGACCCGGGUUCAGAGCCCAGCUUCUACGAUCCCAUGUGUUGAAUUCAUCGUAUCGUCCCGACAUCUCACGUUCUCAUCACACUACUUCAAGGCCCAACUCUGCGGUCCAUGGGCGGAGGCCUCUGUGCACUCCCAGGAUGGCCGUCGUCAUACCCGAAUACGGGACUGGGACGCUGACGCUCUCAUUUUGAUGCAGAUUUUCCAUGCUAAAACGGGAAACACUCCCCGUCUUAUUGAUCUGGAACAGCUUGCCAAGAUCGCAGUCCUAGUUGACUACUUCAGCUGUUACAAUACUGUUAGAUUCUUCUCGACUCUGUGGAUCGACGCCCUCAAAGAACAACUGCCGUCGCAGUGCAACCGCGAGCUGGUCCUAUGGUUGUUCGUGGCUGUGGUCUUUCGUCGAGAUGACAUCUUCCAGACCAUCACCAAGACAGCCGUCACAGAGAGCAAAGGGCCUCUCCCGACUCUUGGACUACCUUUCCGAGGAGACUUGAUCGAUCAAAUCGACUUUCGAAGGCAGGAUGCCAUAGCAGGUAUUCUGAGAACGCUGGACACACUGGGCACAUCUCUACUUCGCGGUCUCUCCGGCUGCGACUUUGGCUGUUCUUCUGCCCUCUUUGGUGCACUGGCAAAGGAAAUGGCUAAACACAACCUAAUGGAUCCUGAACCCUGUGCGCCAUUCUUAGGCUAUGGCAUCACCGCGCUUGAGAAAGCGAUCAAGGAUUUCCAAACUCCUCGAUGGGGUCACUCUGUCUAUCAUGCAUCGAGCUCGCGACCUUGCCAGCUGGUUGACAUAUGUACCAAAUUGCUUGGGGAAGGGCUGGACGAAGUCAAGAAAGGGUUCACGCUCAGCGAAGUUGGUCUUUUCCGUCCUUGA
Molecule: messenger RNA, 1143 nt
Organism: Colletotrichum godetiae
Lineage: Eukaryota; Fungi; Ascomycota; Sordariomycetes; Glomerellales; Glomerellaceae
Exons: 3
Coding region: 1-1143 (380 amino acids)
Source: RefSeq, a predicted model, not a curated record